AUGAGCGAAGAACUCGUUCAAAAUUCAUCUCAGUCUCAGUCAUCGAAGUAUAGCAUUUUUCUCAGAAUGUUCUCUUUUCUCAUCCCAUUGUUGGACGUCAUUAAGCUUGUGAUUGCUUCCGUGACCUCCGUAGUCUUCCUAGCCUUCGCCGGUCUAACACUUGCCGGUUCAGCCGUGGCGUUAGUCGUAUCCACACCGCUUUUCCUCAUAUUCAGUCCGAUUCUCGUACCCGCCACUAUAGCCACUACUCUCCUAGCCACUGGGCUCACGGCCGGUGCAACCCUCGGACUGAGCGCCAUUGGCCUCAUCAUGGGGCUCAUUAGGACUGUGACAGGAACUUCGUUGGCGGCCAAAAUGCCAACGAAAAGGGGUUCAGGUGCGGGAGGAAAACAAUUGACUGCGGCAUUAAAAAAAAGAAUUGCAGCUGGUAAAGCUGGAGGAGGUGGAGGCAUGCCAGGUGGAGGGUCUUUCGAUUGGAAAACAUUGAUCAAAAAAAUCAUAUCAUUGCUCAAAAAGUAUAUGCAAGGUAAGCCCGCCGGUGGAGGAGGUUCAGCAGGAGGAGGAGGAAGUGAACCUGCGGGUGGAGCUGAACCUGCCGGUGGAGCUGACGCAGCAGGUGGAGCCAAACCUCCGGGUGGAGCUGACUCAGCAGGUGGAAGUCCACCCCCGUCGCCCUAA
This is a messenger RNA of Thlaspi arvense, 678 nucleotides long. Lineage: Eukaryota; Viridiplantae; Streptophyta; Magnoliopsida; Brassicales; Brassicaceae. The record is from the annotation of a GenBank genome assembly.